Messenger RNA from Penaeus indicus, 1314 nucleotides. It is a transcript of the gene Mp20, whose product is annotated as muscle-specific protein 20-like. The coding region runs from base 124 to 675 and encodes 183 amino acids. The transcript has 5 exons. Gene Ontology annotation, biological process: actin filament organization. The record is from RefSeq and is a predicted model, not a curated record. Gene Ontology annotation, molecular function: actin filament binding. NCBI's taxonomy places the organism in Eukaryota, Metazoa, Arthropoda, Malacostraca, Decapoda, Penaeidae. Gene Ontology annotation, cellular component: actin cytoskeleton.
CCCACACGUGCACCAUCCUCCAGUGUGUGUGGUUCCCCUUAGAAGGAGCGCCUCCCUCAGCCCCGUCAGGAAGUAGCAGUGAGCAAGCCAGCGUCGCCCGAAGCAACAGGUGACACGGACAAGAUGUCUCUUCAGCGACAGGUCAUGGCCAAGAUGCACGGGAAGCGCGACCAGGAGCAGGAGAAGGAAGCCCUUGACUGGAUCUUCACCGUCCUUGGGGAACCUCGCCCUGAAGGAGACCUUGGCGACAUCCUGCGGGAUGGACAGGUGCUGUGUCGCCUCAUGAACAAGCUGGUUCCUGGAUCCGUUCCAAAGAUCAACACAUCCGGAAGCCAGUUUAAGAUGAUGGAAAACAUCAACAACUUCUCCCAGGCCAUGAGGAAGUAUGGUGUGCCCAUCGUCGACCUGUUCCAGACGUCUGACCUCUUCGAGAAGAAAGACCUGGCUGUGGUCACCAACUCCCUCUUCUCGCUGGGCCGCACGACCUACAGACACCCCGAAUGGCCUGGUCCUUGGCUUGGUCCUCGCCCAGCGGAGGAGCAGAAGAGGGAGUGGAGUGAGGAGCAGCUGCGGGCAGGACAAGGGAUCAUAGGACUCCAGGCUGGCUCGAACAAGGGAGCCACGCAGGCCGGGGACAACACGGGCGCUGCUCGACGUGUUAUUCUGGGGAAGUAGAAGUACGGGCCUUGGGUCGGGAGCGUUGGGACCCUUCAGGAGGGUAUGGAGGCUGGAGGAGGUAGCUAAUGUCAAGGAGAGUUGAUGGAAUUUGGGCGCUUAAGGGUUGGGAAAAUGUAGGUAGUCGGAGUCAAUGAUUCUUUUCUUGAUUUGCGAUAAUUUUUUACCAUUGUUAUUACUGAACCAUUUUCAAAGGAAAUAUACUGAAAAAUACACUUACUAUAAACAAGGUCAGCCAAUGAGAUUGUGCCGUGAGAUAUCUGAUAUAGCUAGAUACAUAAUUAUUUGUAUAAUUUUCUCAAUAUCAUAAUUAAAAAAUAAUACCAAAAAUUCUCCUCCUUAUUUGUGACAACGGCUAAAUGGAAGUGAUGCUACCUGCAUAUAUGUACCUUGGUCGGAAUAGAAAAAAGAAAGGUGGUGCUCUUUAAGGAAAUGAAACGAAACUGGGAGAUGGGUUGGUUGUUAUCCUUGGUUGAUAGAAGAAAAUAGAAGAGCUUAGAGAAUCUGGGCUUCAAUAAAAGGAGAAAAACGAUAGGCUGGUAUUCCUGAAGGAGGGGGAAUUUGUGCUCCGGCUGUUGAAAGAUGGUAGUUUAUACAUGUAUACACACACAUACACACACACACACACACACACACACA